Molecule: messenger RNA, 1950 nt
Organism: Trematosphaeria pertusa
Lineage: Eukaryota; Fungi; Ascomycota; Dothideomycetes; Pleosporales; Trematosphaeriaceae
Exons: 3
Coding region: 86-1537 (483 amino acids)
Biological process (GO): regulation of DNA-templated transcription
Molecular function (GO): zinc ion binding; DNA-binding transcription factor activity, RNA polymerase II-specific
Source: RefSeq, a predicted model, not a curated record
UUAAGCUUCGGACAUCUCCCCCCGUCCAGGAAGUCGAGGACGUGUGGCAGUGCAGCGAAUCAUUUCGUUCAUCCAGCUCAGAACUAUGGUGUACCGAGGCAGACCGUCGCGAGCAUGCUUUCUGUGCCGCAACCGGCGAAUCAAGUGUGACAGGAAAAGUCCGGGUUGUACGCAAUGCCUACGCAUGUCGACCCCUUGUCCCGGGUACCGCGACCCGCUGGACGUGCUCUUUCGGGACGAAAGCGACAACGUAAUGAAAAAGGCGGAGGCGGGUUAUAAGGCGUCCUUGAUGAAACGAAGUCGGAAUGGGCACGCAGCGGAUACGGCCGUGUCGAGCUUCGCAGUACGGUGCAAUCCUUCUCAGCCCGUCGAGCAUGUUGCGUUCUCCCUUUUCAUGUCCUCCUACGUCCCCGGAAGCCACUUCGCAUACCUUCCAAGUCUCUAUGCGCAAACCGGUCUUAGUUCUCCCUUUUUCGUCACUCUUCAUUCCGUAUCGAUAGCUCUCCUAUCACACGAGCUCGGUGAGCCUAGCCUCAUAAGUGGAGCACGUAGAUUGUACUCUACUGCUCUCUCAGAAACGAAUCUCGCUCUCGCUAGUCCCACCACGGCCGUACAAGACUCCACACUGGUGUCAGUCCUCCUACUUAGCCUAUUCGAAGCUAUCGUAUGGCCCGGCCUCCGCACCCCGAACAACUGGACGACACACACAGACGGCGCUCUCACACUUCUCCGACUUCGUGGAACACAGCAAUUCCACACGGACCUUGGUCGUCGCUUGUUCUUGCAAGUGGUGAACAUUGUAUACGUCAACUGCAUUCGGCGGAAUACUUGCUUGCCGCCACAUUUAGUAGAGCUCGUCUCGGCAGCCGCCAAAGCGUUCGAAAAGGACGAUCCCCAGUUAGCGUUUACCUUUCUUACGGCGGACGCGAUAGAGUUUUUGGCCGCCGUAAAGGAAGGGAGACAUGGCGCUCUUGAGAUGGUUCGCGCGGCUACGACGCUCGAUCAGCGGUAUGUGGUCUUUACAAAAGAACUGCCACGCGCUUGGCAAUACACGGAGCUCUCUCGCCAGAACCACGACCAGACUUCUGAGGUUCUGGGGAAUACCAUCCACCUGUACCCUUGGCAUCGCGUCGCCCAGCUGUGGAACUCAUGCAGGAUGACUCGCGUCCUCUUGAAUGAGAUUAUCUACGCUCAAGCGGCAUUCCUCGAUGGCACAGCCAGCUCCUUGGAGGAUAGCCAGUCAUCACUCCAGCACCAGGCAGCGAAGAAUAUCCAAGAUGCAGCGUUGGAUAUCUGUGCGAGCGUACCGCAAUUUACCUCGUCAGCUCCCACAAAGGCCACUGUCGCUUCGCUGCUCUGGCCGCUCUCUGCAGUCAGAGGCGCUUCCUUGGCUCCUGAGCCCGCACGUCAGUAUGCCGUGGAGCAGUUGCGGUAUCUCGGACGGGAGUCGAAGUUUCAACAGGCUGAAAGAGUCGCUGGUUGCGGUUACGACAUUGACGCACUUCAGGACGGACUCCACAUGUUCUACGUAUCGUGAUUACCCUCGGCGGAUCGAAUAUCACAGUUUGGCCACCUCGCUUCACCACAGGAACGCUUGGAGCACGCAAUCCGAAUUAAUUGUCGUAUAUAUAUUAAACAAAAGAGCACAUCCUUCAACAAACGAACUACGUCAGCAGCUGUUGGACUCGCCGGGACAGCGCCGCGGAUUGGGAAGUCUGACUGCCCUUCCGUUUAAGCCGCAGCCCAUAGAGCGCCAAACCUUUAGGAUUGACCUAGUUCGGAGUUCGAGUAUGGUCGUAACCAUAGUACAGCAAAACUCUAUAGGGGUUUUCUGGGCCUUUGGGUUUCUUUUUGCUAUUUCUUUCUUUAUUCUUUACUGCUCUUUAUUUUGCGCUAUUUUUUUGAGCUUUAUUUGGAUGGACGCGCACCUAUUUUUACUAGACCUCAUCU